Molecule: messenger RNA, 531 nt
Organism: Camellia sinensis
Lineage: Eukaryota; Viridiplantae; Streptophyta; Magnoliopsida; Ericales; Theaceae
Source: RefSeq, a predicted model, not a curated record
AUGGCUGGUCACGAGCUUGUCGGGGUCCGAGGCUCGACUCAGAUACUAAUCAUUAAAACUGCAUUUACAAGCAUCCAUCGAGUAUACAGGAGGCGCUCUCGAGCUGAUAACCUCCCUGAUGGGGAUGGUACAGAGGAGAGAGGCGUUGUUCAGCCUCUACGGUAUUCAGAUUCCACCCAUAUUGAUAACACCGGUGACAACUGCAGCACCUGCACCGGCAGUAGGGAGGAAGAGAGACAGACUCCAGCACGUAGCCGAGGUAGAGCUAGGGGCAUCCAAGCUGAGAGCGGUCCUUCAGAGCCCAUUUUGAGUGAUGAUGAUGCAGAGACGAGCGACUUUGAGGAGGGAGCGAGUCAGCAUUCGGAGUCAUCUGAGAGUGAAGAUGAUGAUGCCGAGGAGGGCACUGGAGCAAAGAGUGGAGAUGAUGCCGGCUCAGGUUCUGGUUCAGAUUCAGAUAACGACGCUGACAGAGACAGUGCCCCAGAGUCUUCUCCUCUGAGAAAGAGGACGAAGAGGGCCUCUCGAGCUUGA